Molecule: messenger RNA, 723 nt
Organism: Lactuca saligna
Lineage: Eukaryota; Viridiplantae; Streptophyta; Magnoliopsida; Asterales; Asteraceae
Source: the annotation of a GenBank genome assembly
AUGUUGGAUGACGUGGUGUCAUUGGAAUUGUACAAACGAGGUGUAGCAGCACCAGAAAAAAGGGUGUUUAUGGGAUGGCCCGAUAGUAGAAGACGAAGAGAAGGAAAGAAAGAGAGACGAAGGGUGGGGGAGGGCAAUUUCGAUGGAUGUGAUGGUACCGGGAAACGAUGCAUCGUUUUGGAAGCGGUGGAAAUGUUGGGUAACAAUGUAUAUGCAAAGACGCGUUCUUUUACAAACCCAUCUAACGCGCUCUAUGCGCUCUGGAAAAAACAAGAAUCCAUUGAAUCAUUGAGUUUCAAAAUCUGCAAGACUCGUGAUUUGAGUAACCAUAUCUUAACUAUGGAGAAAAGAGGAAAUAUGGUCCCGAGGUCACCCUCACACACCCCAAGGUCCAGUGACAAGGCAGUAAGAGAUAUUAGACCAGAAGUACAAAUGAAUGGUAAACAUGACAGAGAAAAAGGUGUUAAUGUUCAAGUCAUUGUGCGAUGCAGCUCCGCUGCCUCUCCAUUGCGUUCUAUCAGCGUGAACUCAGAGAGAGGGGCAAAGAAGAUGGCAGGCGGUGAUGAAGGUUUCUCAGUGGUGUUGGAGGUAAUCCCUUCAAUGCUUAAAUUCUUUAUGACGCCAUCUACUUACUACACAUGGGAAAACAAAAUUCGAAUAAUCUCCCAUAUGAUGGAAAAGCUUCAAACUUUACUUGAUUCUGUGUCGAUCAAGCACUUUUGA